AUGCUAGACGGUAUAUGGAGAUGGCAGAGUUCAAUGAAUCAACUUAUGUAUAGUAUAUACUUUCUGCACAUAUAUAUCGGAUUAAGCUCAUGCAAUAAUGCAUACGACAAUGAAAAGAUUGAUAGAAUUGCCCUCAGGUUGCAAGCAAAAGAAAUGUUCAUGCACGGGUAUAAUUCGUACAUGAAGUAUGCAUAUCCACAUGAUGAACUAAUGCCAUUGUCAUGUAAGGGACGACAACGAGGUGUUACACCACCACGUGGUGAUAUUGAUGACGCCUUAGGGAAGUAA
Messenger RNA from Brugia pahangi, 288 nucleotides. Lineage: Eukaryota; Metazoa; Nematoda; Chromadorea; Rhabditida; Onchocercidae. The record is from the annotation of a GenBank genome assembly.